AUGGAAUAUCCUUUAUAUAUUAGCUUUUUAUUUCUGGUUUUCUUGGAAUUUUUCUGCUCAUCUCAAGCUUAUACAUUCCAUGCUGGUGGCAAAAAUGGUUGGAUUUUAAAGCCUUCUGAAUCAUAUAACCAUUGGGCUGAACGAAAUCGCUUUCAAGUCAAUGAUACUAUUGUUUUCAAGUACAAGAAAGGCCAUGAUUCAGUUCUUAUAGUUCACAAAGAUGAUUACAUCAAAUGCAAAAAGGACAAGCCAAUUCAUGCUCUCAAAAAUGGUCAUUCCAAAUUCAAGUUUCCAAAAUCAGGUCCAUUCUAUUUCAUAAGUGGACAUGCUAAUAAUUGCAAAAAUAGCCAGAAACUAAUCGUUGUUGUGUUAUCUCCCAAUCACAAUAAGACAUCUGUCGAAACGCCGUCAACUUCACCAGCACCAGCUCCUACAAAAUCAGCUGCAGCUAGUAUUAUUGGUGGUUCAAGUGGUUUGGUUUGGGAUCCUGGUGUGACUGCACUUGCGGAGCCUUGGGCGCAGGUGCGGCGCCGCAUACACGGUAUUUGCAGCGUAGGAGUGAAAGUCUUGGCCUGGGAGCAGAAUCCGCAUGUGCGGAAGUUGGGGAGCUGA
This is a messenger RNA of Nicotiana tabacum (common tobacco), 612 nucleotides long. Its product is annotated as early nodulin-like protein 3. Lineage: Eukaryota; Viridiplantae; Streptophyta; Magnoliopsida; Solanales; Solanaceae. Gene Ontology annotation, cellular component: plasma membrane. The record is from RefSeq and is a predicted model, not a curated record. Gene Ontology annotation, molecular function: electron transfer activity.